UUGGACGCAAUCCAUUCGCGUCCCCUGUCCAUCAUCACCGAAAACCUUUCCUUUAACCUUGGAUUAAGAAAAUCUAGCUAAGAUGGGUGGUGGAGACUUGAAUAUGAAGAAGUCUUGGCACCCGCUCCUGCUUAAAAAUCAGGAGCGGGUCUGGCUCGAGGAGAAGAAGGCUCUCGAGGAAAAGAAGAAACUUGACCAACUGCGCAAAGAGAAGGAGGAGGAAAGGCAGCUGCAGGAGCUCCAGCGUCUACAAGAAGAGCAAACAGGGAAGAGAAGGACUGAAAAGCUUGAAUGGAUGUAUACGACACCUGCGACAGGGAUAAAUCAGAACCCAAAUGAUCUAGAGGACUACCUGCUGGGUAAAAAGCGGGUUGACAAGAUCUUGACGGCCGAUGAGAACGCGCAGCUUGGCGCCGCUCACAAGAACUUCAUCGCCAUUCAGAAUGCCAACAAUGUUCGAGACAUUGCUGCCAAGAUCCGUGAAGACCCGCUGCUCGCUAUCAAGCAGCAAGAACAGGCUGCAUACCAAGCACUCAUGUCCAAUCCCCUCCGUCUUCGUGAAAUGCAGGAACGCAAUGGUAUCAAACCCAAGAAAGACAAGAAAGAGAAGAAGCGAGAGAAGAAGGAAAAGAAGGAACGGUUAGCCAGGGAACGAGGUGACCGGUCGAGGUCGAGGAGUCCUGUUGAGGAUUACAAGAGAAACGAUCGUCGGCAUGGCUCUGACGAUGAUCGCCACUAUCGGAGACGAAGCAGAAGCCGCUCUCCUGGCUAUCGCAGAGGUCGUGACUCUCUUGACGGUGGCGUUCGAACGUGGCCCCGUUCGGAUGAAUCAGACGACAAUGGUUAUGGGCGGCGUAGAAGCAUCGAGCGCAGUGGCAAACGCACAGAAGAUGAUAGGAAACGCAGACGCAGUCCUAGUCCCCCGCAUCGUAACUCAUAUCCCAAGCGCUCACGCUACAGUCCUCCGAGAUCUGAUUCUCGGCCCGGACCUUCCGUCAAGAGGCAGCCAUCCAAUGCCACGGAAGAUCGUGCCGCAAAAUUGGCCGCCAUGCAGUCGGGUGCCGCGAGCAUGGAAGUGGAACGGCAACAGCGGCUGAUGGCACUGCUUGAGAAAGAGAAGGCUGACCUGGAAGCGGAGGAGCAAGCCCGGUCAAAGUCAAAGGGCAUGGGUGGCUUCUUGGGCCAAGAACAGAAGAAAGUCUUUGGCGGCGUGGGUGGUUUAGAAGACAGGCUCAGACGGGGAAGAGGCGGCCUAGUUGCCGAGGCGGACUGAGAUUUCAUCGUGGUUGGUGUAUGUACUUUUGUCUUGUAAAUUAAACGCUGAAUCGUUGUCACCACACUAUUUGGCUG
Suillus clintonianus is the source of this 1350-nucleotide messenger RNA. Its product is annotated as Pre-mRNA splicing factor-domain-containing protein. The coding region runs from base 83 to 1273 and encodes 396 amino acids. The record is from RefSeq and is a predicted model, not a curated record. Gene Ontology annotation, cellular component: U2-type spliceosomal complex. Gene Ontology annotation, biological process: mRNA splicing, via spliceosome. The transcript has 3 exons. Lineage: Eukaryota; Fungi; Basidiomycota; Agaricomycetes; Boletales; Suillaceae.